Molecule: messenger RNA, 1278 nt
Organism: Trichomycterus rosablanca
Lineage: Eukaryota; Metazoa; Chordata; Actinopteri; Siluriformes; Trichomycteridae
Product: butyrophilin-like protein 2
Exons: 8
Coding region: 16-1218 (400 amino acids)
Biological process (GO): T cell receptor signaling pathway; regulation of cytokine production
Cellular component (GO): external side of plasma membrane
Molecular function (GO): signaling receptor binding
Source: RefSeq, a predicted model, not a curated record
AAGUGUGUUUGUUUUAUGAUUCUGUUCUUCCAUCGUGCUUUCUCAGAAACUUUUCGGUUGGUUGGUCCAGAUGUUCCUCUAUAUGCAGUUACUGGUUCUGAUCUUGUUCUGCCUUGUUUCAUUGAACCCAAAACCAGUGCAGUGGACAUGAGAGUGGAGUGGUUCAGACCAGACACAAAAAACUUACUAGUACAUCUUUAUAAAGAUCACACAGUAAUUAAUUCAGGGCAAAUUCCAUCUUACAUAGGGAGAACAACUUUAUCUGAUAAGAAGCUGGAAAAAGGAGACGCCUCACUGCUGUUAGCUAAUGUUCAAGUUUCUGAUGAGGGGAAAUACAAAUGUUACAUUGCUGCUGAAACCUGGUAUGAUGAUUUCACUGUUCAAGUGAAAGUUGAAGCUGUUGGAACAGAGCCACUGAUAACUCUGGAGAGCUUUGAUCAUUCAGGAGGAUUCAGUCUAAUGUGUGAAUCUAAAAACUGGAGGCCUGAGCCAGAGGUUCUGUGGCUGGGUGAUGAGGGAAUCAACCUGAGUGGUGGAGUAACAGAAACACACAGAGACGGAGAAUUCUUUAGUGUUCAACGACGUAUCACUGUACUCAACGGUGAUGCAGGCAAGUUCUACUGCAGAGUCCAACAGAGACAUCACAUGAAGGAGACCGAGUUCAUCAUCUCUAAUCAGAUUUUCUCAGCAUGGAAAACUGCUGUCAUCAUUGUUUCAGUUGGAAGUUUGAUCAUGAUCAUAGGAAUUGGGUUUGUAGUUUUCAUGAGUUGGAAAGUUAAAAGAUGGAGAAAGGAGUACGCUGAGAAAGUUACACGGUGGAGAGAGAAAGAUGCUAAGAAAGUGCUUGAAGUCCAAACAUCCCUAGAAAAGCCUGGUUAUAAUCGUCUACAUGGAGUCGAUUUUUCUCCUGUUCAGUGGGCAGCGGUGGUGGUUGCUUUAUGUAACUCAGAUAAGGAAGAGUUUACUCUGGAAGAAUACAUGUCAUCAGAUGAAGGGGUUCGAAGACUGCUGCCAGUGAUUCAAUCAACAAAAAAAGCUAUGUUGUGGGAUUGUAAUCUAACAGAGGAAAGUUGUGAAGUUCUGUCCUCAGUUCUCAGUUUAAACUCCUCCAGUCUGACACAUCUGUAUCUGAGUUACAAUAAACUGAAGGAUUCAGGAGUGAAGCUGCUCUCUGCUGGACUGAAGAAUCCACACUGUAAACUGGAGAUACUUUGGUAAGAUCUUCACUUUCACACUGUAGAUACAGAAGAUCUGUUUCAGUUUGAAGCAUCAUUUUAA